AUGGCGCACAGGCCGCGGCUCCUGCGCCGUCUCACCUCGCCGUUCCUCUCCCCUCGCUUCUCCUUCUCGACCGCCGCCGCCGCCUGCCCCUCCAACAGGACGCAAAUCUACCUUUCCCGCUCUCGAGACCCUCUGCUCAACCUGUCCAUCGAGCACUACCUGCUACAGACAGUGCCCACCGACGCCACCGUGCUCAUGCUCUACGCCAAUGCGCCCUGCGUCGUAUUUGGGCGCAACCAGAACCCGUGGAUCGAGACCAACCUCGCGCGCCUCGCCUCCUCCCAGCAACCCCCGAUCCGGCUUGUGCGCCGGCGCUCCGGCGGCGGCACCGUCUUUCACGACGAGGGCAACGUCAACUUUAGCGUCAUCUGUCCCUCGGCCGCGUUUGACCGCAACAAGCACGCCGAGAUGGUGGUUCGCGCGCUGCGCCGCCUCGGCCGCCCGACGGCGCGCGUCAACGAGCGUCACGACAUUGUCGUUGACGGCGACGGCGGCGGCACUUUUAAAGUGUCGGGCUCCGCGUACAAGCUCACCCGGCUGCGUUCGCUGCACCACGGCACCUGUCUCCUGCAGAGCCCCAACCUGGACUCGAUAUCGGGCCUGCUGCGCUCGCCGGCCGAAGGCUUCAUCAAGGCGCGCGGCGUCGACAGCGUGCGCAGCCCCGUGCGGAACCUCCAUCUCGACGUCGCGGCCUUUGAGGACGCCGUGGUGCGCGAGUUUGAGGAAAUGUAUGGGAGGCCCGACGUGCGCGACACGGUCGAGGAUGCAGCGGCGGCCUUGGCGGUGCCGCAGAUUCGGCAAGGCUACGCAGAGAUGAGCUCGCGCGGCUGGCUCUACGGUCAGACGCCACGGUUCGUGUUUAGCACCCAUCCGACGGAGCAGGACCCCCGGCCGCGGCCAAAGCUCCCAUUCGAGGAGCGUAUACACUUUGAAGCAAAGCAAGGCGUCAUUGAGCGAUUUCACAUUGUAAAUAGCAAAGGUGCACAAAAAGACGUCUCUUCUCUCGUCGGCGCCACCCUGUACGAUAUCGACGACUGGUCCGCGCGGCUUGCUGACGCUGGCCUUGCGAGCCAGCCAGCCCAACAUAUCGGGGAGUGGUUGAAUGGCAUCCUCGGCACGGACUUCACAAAAAGAUAA
This is a messenger RNA of Beauveria bassiana ARSEF 2860, 1137 nucleotides long. Its product is annotated as lipoyltransferase-like protein. The transcript is spliced from 2 exons. Lineage: Eukaryota; Fungi; Ascomycota; Sordariomycetes; Hypocreales; Cordycipitaceae. Gene Ontology annotation, biological process: protein lipoylation. Gene Ontology annotation, cellular component: mitochondrion; cytoplasm. The record is from RefSeq and is a predicted model, not a curated record. Gene Ontology annotation, molecular function: lipoyltransferase activity. The coding region runs from base 1 to 1137 and encodes 378 amino acids.